This is a messenger RNA of Dufourea novaeangliae, 906 nucleotides long. Its product is annotated as caspase-1-like. The transcript has 5 exons. Gene Ontology annotation, molecular function: cysteine-type endopeptidase activity. Gene Ontology annotation, biological process: proteolysis. NCBI's taxonomy places the organism in Eukaryota, Metazoa, Arthropoda, Insecta, Hymenoptera, Halictidae. The coding region runs from base 1 to 906 and encodes 301 amino acids. The record is from RefSeq and is a predicted model, not a curated record.
AUGUCGCGAGAAGAGGACACCAUAGACGGUACCGUGACAGUGAACUCUUACGAGGAGAAUAACGACAGUGCCAAAUCGAAGGAAACGAUCCUCCCUAUCAAGCUGGCGGUUGCCAAAUACGCGACGCAUUACAACAUGAACCACCCGAAGCGCGGGAAAUGCGUGAUAUUCAAUCACGACGAAUACGACGGCGAAGCCCCGGUCCGGAACGGCGCCGCCGCCGACGUGGAGAAUAUACAGAGAACCUUCGGGACAUUAUUGGGCUUCACUGUGGUUCCGCGAUGGAAUAAAACGAUGACGGAGAUCAAUACGGAGAUCGAGAAACUCAGCAAGGAAGACCACACGGACAGCGACUGCCUCUGCGUGUUCAUAAUGACACAUGGCUAUUCUAACGGCAUGCUGCUCGCGAGGGAUUGGCCGUAUUACUUGGACAGCGUCUGGCAACAGUUCACCGGUGACAAGUGUCCGACGCUCGUCGGAAAACCAAAGCUGUUCUUUAUUCAGGCGUGCAGAGGUUCCGAAGUCGACAAUGGUAUAGGGGUAUUCAGUGGCGGCGACAAUGAUACGGAAGUGGACUCGUGUGUCUCCGCGGUCUACAAGAUCCCAACUCACGCGGACAUCCUGAUCGGCCACAGUAGUGUCGACGGUUACUACUCGUACCGACAUCCGCAGAACGGCAGCUUCUACAUAGUGUGGUUGUGUAAAAUCAUAGAGAAUUUCUGGGAGACUCAAGAUCUGAUGGAAAUGAUGACCUCAACGGCGCGUGCGGUAGCUGUCUAUUGCGUAACCAAUAUCAAAGAUCCGACAAAGAACAAUAAAAAACAAAUGCCGUCGAUCACGUCCACGUUGAUCCGUAAGCUGUGUUUCACCAGAAAGAAAUCGAACGAUGGACAGGAUCAGUCGUAA